Colius striatus (speckled mousebird) is the source of this 2370-nucleotide messenger RNA. RefSeq names its product cyclin E2 (gene CCNE2). The transcript has 11 exons. Gene Ontology annotation, biological process: G1/S transition of mitotic cell cycle; regulation of cyclin-dependent protein serine/threonine kinase activity. Gene Ontology annotation, cellular component: centrosome; nucleus; cyclin E1-CDK2 complex. Bases 29 to 1246 code for a protein of 405 amino acids. The record is from RefSeq and is a predicted model, not a curated record. Lineage: Eukaryota; Metazoa; Chordata; Aves; Coliiformes; Coliidae. Gene Ontology annotation, molecular function: cyclin-dependent protein serine/threonine kinase regulator activity.
CAGGUAGAGAGCUUGCAACCCAAAGAAGAUGUCAAGACGGAGUAGCCGUUUGCAAGCCAAGCAGCAGCAGCCACUGUCAUGUCAAGAAGAGUCUCCACAAGAACUACAGGCAUCAGAACAUCUCCAGACUAGAAAAAGGAGAACAGUAGAGCAGGAGAUCAAGAAAAGAGAAGAUGGGAAAAUAGCUAAAAAACAUCAAUAUGAAAUUAAGAGUUGUUGGCCACCCGCAAUAACAGGCGGCAUCUCACCUUGCAUCAUUAUUGAAACGCCUCACAAAGAGUCAGUAACCACUGACUUCUCCAGAUUCAAAAAGUACAGGUUCAGAAACCUCUUCAUAAAUCCAUCACCUUUGCCAGAACUCACCUGGGGAAAUUCCAAAGAUGUCUGGCUCAACAUCCUGAAGAAGGAGAGCAGAUACACUCAUUGCAAGCAUUUCACAUCGCUACAUUCUAGUUUGCAACCUCACAUGAGAUCGAUACUGCUGGACUGGCUCUUAGAGGUGUGUGAGGUGUAUGCACUCCACAGGGAAACCUUCUACCUGGCUCAAGACUUUUUUGAUAGAUUCAUGUUGACACAGAAGAACAUUAACAAGAGCAUGCUUCAACUCAUAGGAAUUACCUCACUGUUCAUUGCCUCCAAACUUGAGGAGAUCUAUGCUCCCAAAAUACAGGAAUUUGCUUACGUCACUGAUGGUGCUUGCAGUGAAGAUGACAUUGUGAGAAUGGAACUUAUUAUGUUAAAGGCUUUAAAAUGGGAACUCUGUCCAGUGACAGUCGUCUCUUGGCUGAACCUCUACCUUCAAGUGGAUGCUCUGAAGGAUGUUCUGAAAGUGCUGCUACCUCAGUAUUCUCAGGAGAAGUUCAUUCAGAUAGCGCAGCUCUUGGACCUGUGCAUCCUGGACGUGAAUUCUUUGGACUUCCAGUACAGAACACUGGCUGCGGCAGCACUCUGCCACUACACCUCCAUUGAAGUAGUGAAGAAAGCUUCAGGUUUGGAGUGGGAGAGCAUUUCAGAGUGCAUGGAAUGGAUGGUUCCCUUUGCAAAUGUGGCCAAAAAGAUCCCAGUGAAGCUGAAGAACUUCAAGAAAGUUGCAGCAGAAGAUCGACAUAAUAUCCAAACACACACCAAUUACUUGGACAUGCUGGAAGAAGUUAAUAAUGGAGUAGCAGCUACUGCCCCUGGUCAGUUAUCACCUGUGACAAUAGGAGGAAUCAUAACCCCUCCCAAAAGUACAGAGAAGAAAUGAAAUAUGGACAACAGUCACAAACACUUUCAGAAACAGGUCUUGGUGCUUCAGAACACGACCCCCCUCAAGGUAACUCAGGCUCUUUACUGCUCUUCAAGACUUGGGAAAGAAAAGCCUCGGAGCAGCAGAGGGAACACCAGUGUCUUCCUACAGACUGGACAAGUUAGACCAAGCAUCUCCCCAGGCUGUCCCAGGAGCCUGGGCUACUUUGGUUCCUUCUCAGACACAACUUAGUUUAACUCUGACCAUUCCUAACUAACUUAUGAAUUUUUAGAACUUUUUUUAAAGGGCUGAGUGGAGGUUUGUCCACUCAGCUGUCAGCCUUGCUUCAACUUGGGCUAGUGCUACACGCGACCUCAAGGGCAGCUUCUACCGAUCACCUCCUCUGGACCUGUUUUCUUCCCUUCCUGGGCCAGGCUGGAGCUCAGUGUGGUUCUGGGCCCUGGGGGGCCAGGCUGCCCUCUGCCUUGCACUGGCUCCUUGGGGGGCUGACAGGGGUCAAGUGGCGCUCCAGGACGUGUGUCUCGCUGACCCUGGGCAGUGGCAGAGGCCUGUCUGCCACUCUCCUGGAACUGGGAAGAGCAGAGCCUAGCUGGAAGGGCUACUGCCCCACAGCACCCAGCCACUUACCUUGCAGCAACAAGGAAGGCACCAAGAACUGCAGAGGAUAUGGCCAGAAGCAAGCUACUGGUGCUCUACAACCACUCCCUGCCUAGGAACAGUAUUUUAAACUGUGGAGCUGUCUUUUGUCAGUGUUUAUAAACAGCAUUAACUACUGCAUUUUCCUUGGAAUAUUCACUACCUCUGACUCACUUCUGUGAUGAAGGGACAGUCCUGGAAAAGAUUCCUGUUGGUGGUCUCCUUCCUUUCAUGAUGGCCCUGGAGGUGGGGCACAGGGAGGAGCAAGUUUGAGAUGACCCAGAGCAGUCCCAGAAGCUGCACGAGAGAAUUGGUGCUCCCUCCUCCACCUUACCGUCAGGUCACCCUAACUUGGCAAACUUGAAGUCAUGUUUUCAAACAAGCCAUGUGGAACUAGCUGAAGUUGCUUCCAGCCUUCUGUACAGUUUGUAAAAAUAAGGGGUUUAUGAUAAGAUUUCAUUUAUUUCUAAAAACAAAGCUACUGG